Recurvomyces mirabilis is the source of this 2457-nucleotide messenger RNA. RefSeq lists its product as uncharacterized. Gene Ontology annotation, biological process: protein phosphorylation; intracellular signal transduction. The coding region runs from base 1 to 2457 and encodes 818 amino acids. Gene Ontology annotation, molecular function: ATP binding; protein serine/threonine kinase activity. NCBI's taxonomy places the organism in Eukaryota, Fungi, Ascomycota, Dothideomycetes, Mycosphaerellales, Teratosphaeriaceae. Gene Ontology annotation, cellular component: cytoplasm. The transcript is spliced from 2 exons. The record is from RefSeq and is a predicted model, not a curated record.
AUGGCUGAAGACGAUCACAACCCGCACGUUGCCGAGCAGACGCCUGCAACUACACAUGGACACCCUCGAGCACAUUCCGAGGCUGAGACCACGGCGGGCACAGGCUCGAGUCACGGCAUCAGCAUUAAUGUUCCCGAUGAUGGAUCCACCAUCAGAUCUUCCCCGGUCAAACAAAUGAGCGCACCUGCCAUGUCAGCUCGCCAUUCACCUAUCCGACACCACAAGCGCGUGCCUUCCCGGGGUAAAGCGGUGAAAGAGACGCUGAAUGCGCGAUCGCAUUACGGCAGCAGCGACGACGAUGGCUCUGCGGUGCAUCGAAUAAAUCAAUACAUCAUCAAGCAGGAAAUCGGCCGAGGGAGCUUCGGGGCUGUACAUCUUGCUCAUGAUCAAUUUGGCGCCGAGUAUGCUGUCAAGGAGUUCUCAAAGUCACGACUACGGAAGCGAGCGCAGUCGAACCUUCUGCGCAAGCCAAAUCAGCAGCGGCGACCAGGUCAUUUAGCCGCUGGGCUUGGCUUCAAUUCUCCACUACACCGUCAGUCAUCAAGUGAGAAGGUUGGGACGGAGAACAACAGCUUGAGCUUGAUCAAGGAAGAAAUCGCCAUUAUGAAGAAGCUCAACCAUAACAAUCUGGUCAACCUGAUCGAAGUGCUCGACGAUCCUCAAGAGGACAGUCUGUACAUGGUACUGGAAAUGUGCAAGAAAGGCGUUGUGAUGAAGGUCGGCCUGGACGAGCGGGCGGCACCAUAUGAAGACGAGGCAUGUCGGUGUUGGUUCCGCGACAUGAUUCUUGGCAUCGAGUACCUGCACACCCAAGGUAUCAUCCACCGAGAUAUCAAGCCCGACAAUUGCCUGAUCACGAACGGCGAUGUCCUCAAAAUUGUCGACUUCGGUGUCAGUGAGAUGUUCGAGAAGGAUUCAGACAUGGCUACUGCAAAGUCGGCUGGAUCGCCCGCGUUCAUGCCGCCAGAACUGUGUGUCGCGCGACAUGGCACCGUGAAUGGCAAGGCCGCGGACAUUUGGAGCAUGGGUGUCACGCUGUAUUGUUUGCGCUACGGGCAUAUCCCAUUCGAGAAGGGUGGGAUGCUGGAAUUGUACGACAGCAUUCGCGGCGAUGAGCUUCAACUUGAGGAUGAAAGGGACGACAAUUUCAAGGACCUGAUGGUCAGAAUGCUGGAGAAGGAUCCAGAGAAGAGGAUCGCUAUGUCACACAUUAGGAGCCAUCCAUGGGUCACACAGGACGGCGAGGACCCGUUAUUGUCAGCUGAGGAUAAUUGCGCCGAUCUUGUUGAGCCGCCUACUGAAGCCGAGAUGGACAAUGCCAUCACCGGAAACAUGGCUUCCCUAAUGGUUGUCAUGAGAGCAGUGAAGCGCUUCAAGCGACUUUUGCACCGCAAGCGACCGAGCUCGUUCCAAGGACUGUUUGGCAGGGAAAGUAAACUUGUCGCGCCUCCUGCGGCAAUGCGUGGUAGCGGGAGUAAAAGCACCGACCCCCAUGACCGAAAGCCGAUGGACGCGACUCUAGUCACUGCUGGUGAAAUUCGAGACGCUGAAGCGGACGACAAGACGAACAAGCUUCUGCAUGAUCCAGACCAAGCACACGAAGAUGACGCAGAGGUGAACGCUGGCUCACAGCCACAACUCCGACGGUACGAGACCGAAGCAGUACGACGGCAGCGCGAAGAGACCGCCAGACAUCAUCCACACCAUGGCACGGACCCUGCACUACAUCGACAAACUACCACUGGAGGAGCAGCAACGACGUCGCACCCGUCCAUGCCUCGCUCAUUCACAGUCGACGACCAUGAGAAGGGUCACGCUCAUGAUCCGCUCGAAGAUACCCUAUACCUCUCCAUUGGCGCAAACGCAGACCAAGACCCGGAUCAAGAUCGAGACAGCACCCGCCAGCAAAUUGUCAGCGAAAGUCCGCCGGAAGUCGAGAUGAACAUCUACGAGCACGCCUACCAGGAAGAGAUCAACCGGAUCAUGAGCCAGCGCGGCGCCGAAAACGCAUCGAUGUACCUCAAUCGCCGGGUCGAACAUAGAGAGGAUCUGCGCUCCCAUAGCAAUAUCCUUGAUUCGAGCAAAGAGGUCGCCAGCGAGGCCGCCAACCGACUCGCGGCUGGUCUAGUUGCGGGUAAGAAUAGGCUUACUGGAAGAUCUGGAGGCGGAGGCUUGGCGGCUUUGGUCAAGCAAGCAAAGGAGCAGAACGAGGAGGACAGUUCGAAGAAGUCGUCGGAGGACUCGGAAUAUCCACCUCUGCUAACGCCGAAGUUUGCGGGGGCGGGAGCUGAGCGAGAUGAGAGCAAAGAGGAUGAGACGGCACCAGUCAUUCCCGAAUCUAUUGUCAAGGCGCAAGCACAUCUCGAUGUGGCGAAAGGGGCUAUGCCGGGUAUGCCUGGAGCAUUUCCUGCUAGCCCUGGUCGUGUGCCGGAGAAGAGUGCUGUUGGAAAGGAGUGA